This is a messenger RNA of Staurois parvus, 498 nucleotides long. Lineage: Eukaryota; Metazoa; Chordata; Amphibia; Anura; Ranidae. The record is from the annotation of a GenBank genome assembly.
UGUCACAAGUUAGCCUGCAGUUUCUUGUUUGUGUAUUCUUACCUCCUUGCUGCAGUGCUGUUCCUUAUCCCUGUGCUGACAGUUUGCUCAGGCCAUGAGCUCCUUCGCAGACACCGCAGCCUCUCCUGGAAGAACUUCAGUGUUUGGCGCAGAGUCGCUGUCCAGCAGGCCUAUCAAGAACAAAUUAUGCACUGUCUGCAGGAACUCUCCUCCCGGUUUGAUCAGCUGCAGGUUGUGUCCACUUCCUCACCCUCUGUUUCGGCUCCUGUCCUGGCUCCUGCUGCUCCGACUCCCACUGCUCUCCCAGUGGAACACAGUCCUUUGAGACUCUAGCUGCCUCCACCGCCUCACUUCUCUGGUGAUCCCAAAGCUUGUCGGGGCUUCAUCAAUCAGUGCUCUAUUCACUUUGAACUAGCACCCGACCAUUUUCCUACUGACCGUUCCAAAGUGGCAUACAUGAUUUCCCUCCUUGCAGGUGAAGCACUGGCUUGGGCCUCG